GCAUUCGCUCACAGGUGAGGGACCUCUUUACUGACUUUGCUGAACUUUUGCUGUGGAUUUUUGUAGUCAUGUCAGAGGAAGAAGAAUUGGACUACCACACAGCCAUUCAAAAAGCAGGGAAGCAGCUGUGUCGCUUCCCCUUAGUGACUGUGAGGGGUGUUCCUCUCAUGUGUCACAUCGCAGACAACUUUGAACACAUCUGGGCUUUCAGACCGGACCCUUCAGAUCUCCUCAUCGCGACGUAUCCAAAAGCAGGAACAACAUGGACUCAGGAAAUAGUUGAUUUGCUUCUAAACAAUGGAGAUCCUGAGGCGUGUAUGCGAGCCCCCACACCGGUUCGCAGCCCCUUUCUUGAGAUCUUCUCUCCUAAACCCAUCCCCUCAGGUCUCGAUCUUCUGAAAAAAAUGACCCCCCCAAGAAUGAUAAAGACACACCUACCCUUUCAGCUGGUACCUCUAGGCUUCUGGGAAAACAAGUGCAAAACAAUAUACGUGGCACGCAACGCCAAAGACAACCUCGUGAGCUACUACCACUUUGACCGCAUGAACCAAACCCAACCAGAGCCGGGCCCCUGGGAUAGCUACAUUCACAAGUUCAUGCAAGGAGACGGUAAUGGGAUGGGCUCCUGGUAUGAUCAUGUGAGUUACUGGGCGGAGAGAGAAAAGAGGAACAUCUUGUAUCUGUUUUAUGAGGACAUGAAGGAGAACCCCAGGCGGGAAGUGGAGCGCAUCAUGAGGUACCUGGGACUGUCCCUCUCUGAUGAAGUCAUCAGUCAGAUUGUGGAGCUGACCUCGUUUAAAAGCAUGAAAGAAAAUCCCAUGUCCAACUACUCCUGUGUCCCAAAACUUGUGUUUGACGACAGCAUUUCUCCGUUUAUGAGAAAAGGUGAAGUAGGUGACUGGAGAAACCAUUUUACUCCUGAGCAAUCAAAGAUGUUUGAUAAAGAUUACAAAGAGAAAAUGAAAGAUGUGGACAUACCAUUCAGGGAUCUCAUUUAACAGAUACAAAUCUGAAGAUAAAGGAUAUAUGCAGCAACCAAAGACAGAUGAACUGGUGAAUCUUUACCCAUAUUGUAAAAAAUCAAUUUGAAUGUUUUCUAUGAUCCGGUGUUGAACAAUAUAAUAUAAUAAUUGUAUAAUAAAGAUUUUUACACAAGUGAGGAAAUUUGUAAUCAUCAAUUUAUUGCAGUUGAUCACGUAAACAAUAUAUAAGACCAAAAGUGUUGUGACUGAGUGUCCAUUUGUAUCUUGAGACAUUCAAAAAAGUCCACUGACUGCAUGGAGUCUAAAGGGAGCGCUGGCAGCUGCAAGCAUGAGCUUUUCUGCCCAUAUGAAGUCAACUCUACACCAAGCUGUACAGUGCCCAGCCAAAGCAA
Messenger RNA from Periophthalmus magnuspinnatus, 1375 nucleotides. It is a transcript of the gene sult1st6, whose product is annotated as sulfotransferase family 1, cytosolic sulfotransferase 6. The record is from RefSeq and is a predicted model, not a curated record. Gene Ontology annotation, molecular function: sulfotransferase activity. NCBI's taxonomy places the organism in Eukaryota, Metazoa, Chordata, Actinopteri, Gobiiformes, Gobiidae. Gene Ontology annotation, biological process: sulfation. Gene Ontology annotation, cellular component: cytoplasm.